Molecule: messenger RNA, 225 nt
Organism: Hydatigera taeniaeformis
Lineage: Eukaryota; Metazoa; Platyhelminthes; Cestoda; Cyclophyllidea; Taeniidae
Source: the annotation of a GenBank genome assembly
GUAGAGACGUGCAGAGCGGAUUUGUGCCAAAACGGUGGUGAGUGCAUCGACGCAGUGGAAGGUGUGCGAUGUCGCUGUCCUCCCGGUUUUGGGGGUAUCCGGUGUGAGCGGGUCCUUCGUACAUGCCUUGAGACGCCCUGUCUCAAUGGUGCCGAUUGCAUAGACAUCCACUCCUCGUCAGAACGCCUCUUUACCUGCCAGUGUACCCCCGGUUUCCAGGGUUAG